This is a messenger RNA of Gadus macrocephalus (Pacific cod), 1921 nucleotides long. RefSeq names its product epoxide hydrolase 2, cytoplasmic (gene ephx2). Gene Ontology annotation, biological process: phospholipid dephosphorylation; cholesterol homeostasis. Gene Ontology annotation, molecular function: magnesium ion binding; lipid phosphatase activity. The record is from RefSeq and is a predicted model, not a curated record. The transcript is spliced from 19 exons. Gene Ontology annotation, cellular component: peroxisome. Lineage: Eukaryota; Metazoa; Chordata; Actinopteri; Gadiformes; Gadidae. Bases 98 to 1768 code for a protein of 556 amino acids.
CAGUCAGAGUAGCGCCGCCUCCAGAGCAAGAGCACCGCUCAGACGCGAAAAGUUCAGACAGACAGUCGACGUUUAAAGUCGAAUUGCAAGUGAAGGAAUGGAGCCCAAGAAAGCGGUUUUGAUGGACCUCUGGGGGGUGGUGGUCCGACCCGGACUGAGGGCCAUGUUCCAACAGUUUGAAGAGCUGCACCGACUGCCAGGCGGUUUCGUGUGGAAUGCCGCGCGUAAAACGGACGGCGUCCUGACACGCGCGCAGAGAGGGGAGAUCUCUCUCUCUCAGAUGAUCGUAGAGUUGGAUUCUGAGCUGGUGACAGACGCCGAGACCCAAGGCGUGACGCUGCCCUCUGAUGGGUCAGUCAGAGAGCUGCUGAUUGGCCUUGGGGAGGUGGAGGCGGACCAGACCGUCCUACAGACAGUGCUCAGUCUGCAUCGCCACGGGAUACGGACGGCCGUGCUGGCCAAUCACUGGGUGGAUGACUCGGCCAGUGGCCCCGGCUGGGCCCGCCUCCUCUCUGUUCUCCACACCCACUUUGACCGGGUCCUGCUGUCCUACCGAGAGAGCUGCAGGGUCCCGGAGCCCGCCCUGUUCACAGCCGCCCUGAAGGGACUGGGGGUCACACCACAACAGACCCUCUACCUGUGUGAGGAGGGGGAGUCAGUGGUCUCUGCGGAGGCGGAGGGUCUGACAGUGGUCCGCGUGGACCAGCUGACCGCCGCUCUGAACCAGCUGGCCUCCCUCACCAGCCUCCCGGCGUCCACCGGGGACGAACCUCCGAUGUCCUGCCGUCCCGACAACGUAUCCCACGGCUAUGUCAGCAUCAAGCCAGGGGUGAGGACUCACUAUGUCACCAUGGGCAACGGACCGCCCGUACUGCUCUGUCACGGGUUCCCCGAGAGCUGGUACUCCUGGAGGUAUCAGAUUCCAGCGCUGGCAGCAGCAGGUUUCAGUGUGUUCGCUCUGGACAUGAAAGGAUAUGGAGAGUCAACCGCACCCGAAGACAUUGAGGAAUACUCCCAGGAACAACUUUGUAAGGACCUUAUAUCCUUCAUGGACAUACUGGCCAUCCCUCAGGUGACCCUGAUUGGUCACGACUGGGGCGGGGCCCUGGUCUGGAGCAUGGCCAAGUACUUCCCCGAGAGGGUCCGGGCGGUGGCCUCUCUUAACACCCCCCUGUUCCCCGUGGACCCCACCUCGGACCCCCUGAUGAAAGUCAAAGCCGUCCCGAUCUUCGACUAUCAGAUCUACUUCCAAGAGCCGGGGGUUGCGGAGGCCGAACUAGAAACGGACCUGGAGAGGACGUUCAAUAUCUUUUUCCUCGACAGCAGGCCUGACAUUCCACAGAUCAGUACAGCAGGAGUCUGUGCCAGAGGCGGUCUGUUUGUGGGGUUACCGGAAGAGAUUCCAAGGAGUAACUUGGUCACGGAGUCUGACCUUCAGUUCUACGUAGAGCAGUUCAAGGACUCAGGAUUCAGGAGGCCUUUGAACUGGUACCGUAACAUUGAGAGGAACUGGAGGUGGAUGUGUUCCCGUCCCCGGGGAAAGCUCAUGAUGCCAGCCCUGAUGGUGACUGCUGGGAAAGACUUUGUCCUGCUGCCCAUCCUUACCAAGGGAAUGGAGGAACAGAUCCCCAACCUGACCAGAAAUCACAUCGAGAACUGCGGACAUUGGACUCAAAUGGAGAAGCCGGCUGAGGUUAACCGAAUCCUGAUCACCUGGCUCCAGGAGACCCACAGGAAACUCCCCGUUACCAUGGCGCCCAAACUGUGACGAGGGCCCUCGUACCCCUGGCGACAAAACCCUGACUUCAGCUUUCUCCUUAAUAAUAAUGUGUGGUUAUGUAGAUUAUUUCAGCCAAAUAUUAACCAACAUUUUCAUAACCACCAUUCUGCAUUAGUUACGACAUUUAUGUCUGCUUGUUAA